AUGGCAGUGUAUACCUUCGGUUCAAACCUUUUAUCGCAGUUAGGCACGGGUGAGGAACCGGGACAUUCCUCAAAACCAUUAGAACUCGCUUUAUUCUCCGAAAUGAAGGUUGACAAGGUGUGCUGUGGUAGUUUGCACACCUUGAUCCUCAGCGAGGGCAUAAUUUAUUCGUUCGGUUGCAAUGAUGAAUUUGCACUGGGCCGUGACGGGGAUGAGAACGUACCACUGCGCAUAGAAGUGCCUGAACCGGUCAUUCACAUCGGUGCAGGACAGUCUUCCAGUUUUUGCGUUGGAAAAAGUGGCAAGCUGUACGGAUGGGGCACAUUCAGGGACAAGAGCGGAGUUAUAGGAUUUAGAGCGAACAAAAAGUUUCAGAAGGCACCUGUAGUACUGCACAGAGGACCUGUCAAGCUUUUGGCGGUCGGCAGUAAUCACAUUCUUUACAGCGUGAGGGGAGAGGUGUAUGCGCUUGGAGCUAAUGAGUUUGGCGAGAAGGGAGUUUAUAAGCGUAGGAGGAUGGGAAGAAGCAGCGAACUUGGACCUGUGUUGGUUGCUAACAGGCGGUCAAGGUACUCCAAGUGCUCGAAGAUGUUUUGCGGCACGAGCACGUCUUUUAUGGUGAGUGAAAAGGGGGAAGCGUUCGCGUUCGGCCAGAACGGCAACGGGCAGCUCGGACUGGGCGAUAAAAUGAGCGGAAUAAGCAAAAGAACUGUGCCUCUUGAACACAUACAUGGCAUAUCAGGCGGUGAGGUGCACACGCUCUUCACCACCAAGGAUAAGAAGUUGUAUGCGGCAGGUCAUAACAUGUUUGGACAGCUUGGAACAAAGGAUAACGCAGAUAGGGACAGCUUAACACACAUUGACCUGGCGAACGUGAGGAUGGCGAGGACAAAAGGCUUUUUUUCGGUCGCAUACACCGAUGACGGGAUGUACAGCUGGGGAUUCAAUUCGCACGGUGAGUGUGGCUAUGCAGGCCAGGACAGCAAUGCCCCGAAGAAGAUGGAGAUAGACUUUGAAGAAAUUGUGAGUUUUGAUGUUGGACACGAUUUCUGUGUGGUGGUUACGAAGUGAGAGACGUGUGAAAGCAAUUUAAUAAAAACGCUCUGUGACCAA
Messenger RNA from Vavraia culicis subsp. floridensis, 1113 nucleotides. RefSeq lists its product as uncharacterized. The transcript has a single exon. Gene Ontology annotation, molecular function: guanyl-nucleotide exchange factor activity. Bases 1 to 1071 code for a protein of 356 amino acids. Gene Ontology annotation, cellular component: cytoplasm. The record is from RefSeq and is a predicted model, not a curated record. NCBI's taxonomy places the organism in Eukaryota, Fungi, Microsporidia, Pleistophoridae.